This is a messenger RNA of Ostreococcus lucimarinus CCE9901, 414 nucleotides long. RefSeq lists its product with no specific name. Lineage: Eukaryota; Viridiplantae; Chlorophyta; Mamiellophyceae; Mamiellales; Bathycoccaceae. The record is from RefSeq and is a predicted model, not a curated record. Gene Ontology annotation, cellular component: CST complex. The transcript has a single exon. Bases 1 to 414 code for a protein of 137 amino acids. Gene Ontology annotation, molecular function: single-stranded DNA binding.
AUGGACGCUACGAUCGGGCACGGGGUGAUAUGUACCCUGGACGAGUGCGCACGCCGCGCCAAGGAGGCGGACGGGCACGAAGUUUCGAUUCGCACGUUGGGAGUGCUCGAGCGUUUCGAUACUGACACCGAGCGCGGGACGCUGCGAGCGACGUCGAAGAGUGCGUCUGGUGCUGACGACGUACACAUCGACGUUGACUUCAGCGCCGUGCGACGAGACGAGGACAGCGCGUUCGAUGGCGCCGUUCGCACCGGAUCGCGCGUGUGCGUCAUUGGCGAGGCGAGACGCGUCGGCGACGAAGCACUGUUUGAGAUACGCGCGCGCGUCGUGCGCGCGAUGGAUGGGUUGGACAUGCGCGCGUACGGAAAGGCGUUGGAAAUCCGCCGAAAAUUCCUGGGCGAAACGCCGCCGUAG